Messenger RNA from Cordyceps fumosorosea ARSEF 2679, 2391 nucleotides. Its product is annotated as RING finger domain-containing protein. The record is from RefSeq and is a predicted model, not a curated record. Bases 1 to 2391 code for a protein of 796 amino acids. Lineage: Eukaryota; Fungi; Ascomycota; Sordariomycetes; Hypocreales; Cordycipitaceae. Gene Ontology annotation, biological process: ubiquitin-dependent protein catabolic process; protein ubiquitination; mitotic cell cycle checkpoint signaling. The transcript has a single exon. Gene Ontology annotation, cellular component: nucleus. Gene Ontology annotation, molecular function: ubiquitin-protein transferase activity; protein binding.
AUGAACAAAAAGUAUCAGCCAGGCGACCAAAUCCUUCCCCAUGUCACCACACGUGAGCGCACCGAAGAGGACCGCCGCGCUGAGGAGGAGGAUAGGCGACUGCUCGACGAGGUUCGCGAGAUGAGUCUUCGAGAGGUGGAGACCGGCGUGCCACAUAUACCGCCGCGAAGACGCCGAGGGAGCAGAGCUGCCGAGGAGCGCAUCUCCGGUCGUCGGGUAAGAGAUGACGGUCGCCCGCGCAGAAGCACUGACCAGCUGGGCUUGCUCAGUGACAGGCAUCGCCGGCGACGAAGCGACUCUCAACAGCGUCAAGUUGGCCACCAAUCCUCCCUCCGGUCCCUCAUCAGCAGUGCAGACUUGAGCGAGCGCGAUAUCGAGAGAGAGAUUGAAGAGUUUGCGCGACAGAUUCAGGAAGAGGGCUUACUCGACGGACUUGAUCUAGACAACAUUGAUUUGACUCGCGAUGACGAACUCAGUCGUCGAAUCACGGAAGCAUAUCGGCGGCGACAGAGGGGUCGCGCCACAAGCCAGCCUACUCGCAGAGAUAGCCCAACAAGCCGCAACGAUGCUCACGCGGAUGUACGAGACGGAGACAGCCACCUGGGUCCUCGGCCAAGCCCACUCGACGCCGCUAGUCCGUCAAGAAGUCGCGAAGGUUCCAGCUCUCGGCCUGCCACUGGUAGCUCCAGCACCGAAGAGCGAGACAUGCGCCCGCCGACAAGCCGCGAGGUUCGCGAAUCGCAGACUCGAGCUCGACGCAGGACAGCCAGCGGUAGUCGCGCGGCCACUCUGCCAGUCGUCUCUACCGAGUCGUCCAUCCGUCCUGCUGCCCGCUCCCAGACCGACUUAACGCUUCACAACGAGCGAGUGGCGUCUUCCAGCCUCCGGCCGAAUACGUCUACGGUCAGAAGCUCCAGCGUUCCCUCAGAAUCAGCGGAGCUUGCAGGACCGGCCGCUAUAACAGGCUCGUCAUUUGCCAGUCGCUUGGCUCGACCGCCAAACACAAACACAAAUGAAUCCCCGCGCACUUCCACAGAUCGAUCGCGCGCCUCUAGUGCCAGCAGACAAAACAGAGCAGCUGAGCUAGCCAUUGUUCACUCUGCAGCCACCAGCCCAGCUGCAACGAGCCCAAUACGAUUCGGUCACCAAAGGAACAUGUCGCAAUUAUACCCCGAACCGUCCAUCACAUGUAUGAGAUGUAAAAAGACACAUAUCGAGUACGAAAUCCACUACAAGUGCAGCAUUUGCGCCGGCGGUCACUGGUCCAUGUGCCUUGACUGCUAUAGAUCUGGAAAGGGCUGCCAGUACUGGUUUGGCUUCGGUUACGGCGGCUGGAACAAAUGGCGAAGGCGUCGACAGCAGCGUGGCGAUGACUCGCUGGCCCCUCCUCACAUUCUGACACCCAGCAGAUACCAACCACCACCAUCCACACCUGGCGGUGCCGAUGGUCGCAAGACACUUACAAUCGACGACCCCCAGCUUCGGCUCGAGACUGGAACGUUUUGCGCCAAGUGUCAGGUGUGGACAAACGACUGCUACUGGCGAUGCGACAUCUGCAACGACGGCGAGUGGGGGUACUGCAAUAACUGUGUCAACCAGGGGCGCACCUGUACACAUCCAUUACUUCCCCUCAGCCAUGAGAUCUCCGAGCCGCACAGCCGGUCGCCUGGCCGUCCAACAGCGGCUCGGAUCGUCACAGAGAGCCAAACACGAAGUAUCAGUCCCUUCAAGCCACUCUCAUUUGCAACAACUUGCGACAUUUGCCGCACCAUUAUUACCCCGUCCGAUAUACGCUAUCACUGUUACAGCUGUACGAGCUCUCUGGUCGAAAACGCAGCACCCGGCGACUAUGAUAUUUGCUCUCCGUGCUACGCGGAUCUGGUGAGUAAGGGCAAGAUCAGUGAGGAAAACGGGCACUCUGGCUGGCGCAGAUGCCUGGGGGGCCACAGGAUGGUGGUUAUCGGCUUUGCACCUGGUGAAGUAGGCCACUGGCGAUACAUUGAGCGCGACUUGGUUGGGGGCCGCAAGCUUCGCAUCGAGACGCUCGGCCACGAAAUCCAACUGGAACCCCCCUCCCAGAAGUGGUCGUGGAAGCAGGGCGACCAGAAGCUAGAGAAGUUGGUGACGCAAGAGAUGCCAGCAACAGCACCAACGAGCUACGAUUCAAUCACUAACACAACACUGUUCCCGCCGGAUGGCGGCGUCGGCCUACGUGCUUUUGCUAAGUGGGCCUGGUUUCCGAAGAAAGAGGCCGACGAUGAGCUCAUGUUUCCUCGCGGCGCAGAGAUUCGGGAAGCGGAAGAUGUAAAUGGUGAUUGGUAUUUUGGCGUUUACAUGGGUGCCAAAGGUCUCUUCCCUUCGGGCUACGUACGAGUUGACGGUGAUGCUUAG